AUGGUUUGGGAUGAGUUGGACUGCAGACUGAAGGAUAAACAGCCAGCAAGUGCUCAGCACAUCCGGGAACUCCAUCAAGACUGUUGGAAAAGCAUUCCAGGUGUUUACCUCAUGAAGCUGACUGGGAGAAUGCCAAGAGUUGAGUGUGUUGUGCUGCGUGGGAUCUUCAAACUGGGGAAGAAGAGUCACGACGUCCUGCUCACCCAAACCAGACUGACCUGGACUCCCAUCACCCCCGAGACCCCCACAGGUGAGGUUUGUGCCCUGCAGCCAGGUGUGGUGCUGCUGCAGGAUGUGUUUGCAGUGAAGGUGAAGCGGCGGCGAGCGGCAGGCCAGCAGUCGGGGGGAUCCGUGCUCGGCAUGGCUCUGUUCUGCUGCAGGCGGAGAGGGAGGAGGCUGGUGGAGGUCACGCUGCAUCUCCACAAUGCCUCUGCCGAACACACACACACCUGGUACAACACCCUGAAAGAGCUGCUCACAGGGUUCAGCAGUCGUCCGAGAUAUGUGAAGGUGUUCAUCAACCCCAGCAGCCACAAGAAGGAGGCCGUUCACAUCUACAGAGAACAUGUGGCUCCGCUCUUCAAGAUGGCCGACGUCCGCACCGACAUCACCGUGACAGAGAGGAAGGGCCAUGCUCUCUCAGUGAUGAAGGAAUGCAAGCUGGAUGAAUAUGAUGGGGUGGUGUGUGUCGGAGGGGACGGUUCGGUGGCAGAGCUGUGUCACGCUCUGGUCCUGAGAGCUCAGCUGGACGCAGACUCUCCAGAGAAACCAGUGAAACCUGUGCUGCCACUGGGGAUCAUUCCUGCAGGCUCUACAGAUGUGGUUUCCUGUUCUGUUCAUGGAGUCAGAGAUCCAGUCACUGCAACCCUCCACAUUGUCCUGGGUCACCUACAGCUGGUGGACAUGUGCAGCUUCUCAUCUCUGGGUCAGUUGGUACGUUUCGGUUUCUCCGCCAUGUUUGGCUUUGGCGGGCAGAGCUUAGCGCGGGCGGAGAAGAAGAGGUGGAUGUCAUCGUCACGGCGACGAGAGUAUGCUCUAGUGAAGACGCUGGCUAGACUUCGGCCAGAGGACUGUCAGCUGUCUUUCUUACCAGCAAAGAAAUCAACCAGGAAUCUGUUUGAACAUCGAGACGAGGACCAGGAUGUGGACCAUGAUCCAGAGUCAGAGGGGGAGGAGUCCUGGACGACUGAUCAGGGCCUGUAUCUCAGCAUCAGCAUCAUGUCCAUCCCCUGUCUGAGUCCACAUGCACCUCGAGGACUGGCUCCCGACACCAGUUUGGCAAAUGGCAGUGCAGCGCUGAUCGCAGUGAGAAACACUUCCAGGUCAGAGUUCAUCAAACACCUGAAGAGAUACAACGGAUCCAGUGGACAGUUCAGCUUCUCCUUCGUGGAGACGCACACCGUGUCAGCGGUGAGGAUCCGCCCACGUUUACUGACUGGGUGGUCGGAGGAGGAGAGCGAGGAGGAAGGCGACUCCAAAACAACGCCCAUCAUCCAAUCAGGGGGAGCCGCCUUCCCCUGGAACAUUGAUGGAGAGCUGGUGGAAAUCGCUAACGAAGUGGUCAUCAGGGUCCACCCGCGGCUCAUCACUCUGUACGGGGAGGAGGUGGACGAGGCUGAGUUGACCAUCUCCUGCAGCUGCAUCUGAGUCCAGCGGAGGACGCUGUGUGACAUGUCGCAAUGGUAACCGCAAUGACUCAACAGAGCACUCUGUCGAUACGGUUUCCAUGGUGAUGUGACCUAAUGUCAAGGUUUCAUUCAAAGUAGUAAAAGUACACAAAAAACAAGCAACAGAGUUUUGCAGCUUCCUGUUAAAGCUGCUUUUUUUUUUAGCCACUUGAUUGCAUCAAUAAGUUAACUACAAAACAAGCUACCUUUAACUCCAAAUUAACAGUGCUUUAUAAGUUUAUUACUUCUUGAAAUAAUGAAGGAUAAAGAUUAAUGUUUUAUAUUCAAAUUAAUGUUUACAUUUUUCUAUAUUUUAACUGAAAGAUUUUCUCAGAUGACUUGACGUUAAUAUCAUUUGUGUUGCAUAUUUUUUUAUUAAAGGUUUCAAUUUUUGCUUAAUGUCUCCCAGCGUCUGGUUCAGCAGCAGCGAGGCAAAGAUGCAGAUUAAUUUUUUUUAAAAAGCUAAUUUUAUUAAUGUGAAAUGUUUAUAACCUAGUAGCAAUUAGAUUGUCUCUAAUUUCACAUUAAUUAGAACACACUUUGUGCAGUUUAUUUUACAUUAGCUGAGUACUGAUUAUUGUCUGAAUAUUGUGCAUGUUGAUAGUAAAGCUGCUUUCUGUACAGAUGAUGUUGCUGCAAAACAAGCCGAACCACAAACCAUAAGUUUGUGUUCAAAGACUUUACAACUUUUAUAUUUGAAUAUAACAGAGCUGUUUAUAUGAACUUGGCUGUUUUUAUGUAGAAUCUCUUUUAAGCUCUGUUAUUAUAAUGCUGAUUUUUAGAGCAACAGCUGUGAUCAUGAUGAGAAAAAAGCUGCAAGUUGUUUAAAUAGAAAAUCUUUAAUUUUAAUAGAAAACUGUUGAUAAAAGCAGUGAGACUCUCCAGUGCAGAACAACUUCACAUAAACAAAAACAAU
Messenger RNA from Xiphias gladius (swordfish), 2583 nucleotides. RefSeq names its product ceramide kinase-like (gene cerkl). Lineage: Eukaryota; Metazoa; Chordata; Actinopteri; Istiophoriformes; Xiphiidae. Bases 1 to 1647 code for a protein of 548 amino acids. The transcript is spliced from 14 exons. The record is from RefSeq and is a predicted model, not a curated record. Gene Ontology annotation, molecular function: kinase activity.